UCUUCAAGCUCUAAUCUCAGAAAUGGCAUUGAGGAUUGUCUACGGUGCGGUGUUCUUCUCCAUCUCCUGCGCCUGCUCUAUGUCCUCCACCUUAUUCUCCACCCGAUUUUCUACUUCACCUGCUGAUGAUCGGUUUGGUCCUCCGAUUCUUGGUUUCGAUUUUUCAAUACCUUUUGUUAUGAUUGGUUGAAACUGCAAAGGAAACGGAAAAAGUUUUUAUUAUUAUUUUUUUUUUUGCCGUGUAAUUCCAGACUCUUUCCUGUUUGUUUUUGUUGGUUGUCUGUUCUGAGAUGCCGAUUUGUGAUUGCUGUUUGUUUUUGUCGUUUUUAUGUGUAUUCAAUUUUAAUGUCGAUUCUCUGUAUUAUCUCAAUUUUGAAUUUUUUCCGUUCAUCAAGAAAAUUUGUUUGAUUAAAAUUUGAAACGCGAUUGUGAAUUUGUAAUGAAAAUGUUCUAGUUGUCUUCUGAUUUUCGAAGCUUGAGAGUAUACUUUUAGAGAUUUAAUAGUCACAUUCAAAAGAUUUGAGGUCGAAUUGAACCAUACUAGAAAGGUGAAGGAUUACCCAGUUCAAUUUCGUAAUUUCAUUUCGAUUUAUUAGGCUAAAUCGCCACCAAGGGAGUGUGUCUCAUCUGGUGAGAUUUCUUCAUAUUCUUCUAUAUUCAGCUUCUUUUUAAUUA
This is a messenger RNA of Rubroshorea leprosula, 675 nucleotides long. The record is from the annotation of a GenBank genome assembly. Lineage: Eukaryota; Viridiplantae; Streptophyta; Magnoliopsida; Malvales; Dipterocarpaceae.